AUGUCCGACUUUGCAGAUUUGUGUCCGCCUGAUGCGAGCCGGACGAGCAGGGAGCUCAUCGUCAAGCUCGUCCUGGCUCACCUCACGGGUGUCACGGCGUUCUGCAACCUCGUCUCAUUGCGCAAGGAUCCGCUUGACUCAGUCGAGACUAUUCUCUUCUUCGUUUCUCCCCUUAUUGUCCUGGUUCAGACAGCUUUCGGCCUGGCACUUAUGAUCUUUGACUUUGCCACAAAAGUCAUCAAGUCACCAUCGUCGAUACGCGAGCAAGGUCAGCUUCUUGAGCGUCGAUGGAGGAUUCUCUUCUGUCCGAGAGCUGAGCCCAAGGUGGAGACGCUGGAGAUGAGCCAAGACGGUUUUAUCGGAACGCCAAGUGAAAAGAACUCUUGGCGGUCCAAUCAUGAAGAGAGUGCUUGGGUGAGGUUGGGAAGAACCAUGGUCACAUUCGGGACUCUUUUCCAAUGUUCAGCAACCAUCUUCCUCUACAACCGACGGAUUGAACUGCACGGGAAAGAGUCCCUAACAGUCGCUGACCACCGCUGCUUCGAAAUCGCUGUGGGCAGUGCCUUUGUCUCUGUCCUGUCUAUUGCUCUGUUGCUCAGGUUCCCUGGCUUCACCAAGCCGGCACCUGAGGCAGAGUACAAAAAAGAGCCCAAAGAAGAUGCCCUCUAUCUCUUCUUCAGAGGCGACCCAAGACGAUGCUCUUGUUGGUACCAGUUCAUCUACAUCAAGGAUUUCGGGUCCGAGUCCACAGCCGCGACAUUCUUCUGGUGCUUCCUGUCAACCUCGUACAAUGGCACGUCAAUAGUCGUGACUAUCAUCAAGGCCACAUACCCAGGUCUCUACGAAGCAUCCGUCACACAAGAAGGCGACCAUAUCUCCAUGUUUGACUUUUACCGAAACCUGGCUAUCGUAUCUGGCGUCCUCCUUACCAUCGCCAAGUCAUUCUCAAGACGUGCGGAAAAGAACGAUACCUUUUGGUCGCUUAUCCCCCCCAUCAUUGCCGCUCUCUGUGCGAUAGUUCUUAUGUGCCUCGCGGCGGUAUUUAUCCUUUAUCCGUUCUUGAUUAUUUGGUUCCCGGGCAUGCUGAGUGGCGUUGGGUCGAUUCUUUUCAUCAGAAUCAAGUAG
Molecule: messenger RNA, 1125 nt
Organism: Fusarium keratoplasticum
Lineage: Eukaryota; Fungi; Ascomycota; Sordariomycetes; Hypocreales; Nectriaceae
Exons: 1
Coding region: 1-1125 (374 amino acids)
Source: RefSeq, a predicted model, not a curated record